CAUAGGAAAACACGAAAGCAAGAGGUAGCAUGUUAAGUACGUGGAAGGACGCUAUAUAAUGGAAUCUUACUCCAUUCUUUCUCUCCUUUAAUCAAAUAAUAUUCUAGUAAAUAGGGUUUGCAGUGUCAAGAUCUGAUCGUGGGCGGGAAUAUGGGAAUACCCAGUGGGCAACCGGCCAAAAAACACUCUUUUCUGAAUGUCGGUGGAAAAGAUGCGACGGAGGGGAUAUCGGCAUAUAGCGUCGAGACGCACAGCGUCUGACUUAGUCUCUAGUCAGCGUCAUCGUUCAAAACUCGUUCAACGAAAAGCGCACAUUAUCUCUGUGGCAACAUCGGCGGCAUUCAACAAAAGGAAAAUAAGGAAAUAUGCCGGCACGUAACAAGGAACAAGAGAAUGAGAUUUUAACAUGGAUCGAAACCGUCUUAGGAGAAAAACUUCCACCUGGAAAUUACGAAGAUAUACUCAAAAAUGGAGUGAUUCUGUGCAAGCUUAUUAAUAAAUUGGCGCCUGGUUCGGUAAAAAAGAUUCAGACCAAAGGAACUAAUUUCCAACUUAUGGAAAAUGUUCAGAGAUUCCAAGCAGCCAUUAAAGAAUAUGGCGUUCCGCAAGAGGAAAUUUUCCAAACAGCUGAUCUUUUUGAAAAGCGCAAUAUUCCACAGGUUACAUUGUGUCUUUAUGCUUUGGGCAGGAUAACACAAAAGCAUCCUGAAUAUACAGGUCCACGUCUAGGACCAAAAAUGGCCGAAGAAAACAAACGAUUAUUCUCAGAAGAUCAGCUUCGAGCAAGCGAGGGCCAUCUCAAUUUACAAAUGGGAUACAACAAAGGAGCUAGUCAAGCUGGUCAUGGUGGAUUUGGCAAUACUCGACACAUGUAAAUUUUCUAAAAUGCGUAAAAAAUACAUUAUAAACUUAUAAAAACACAAAAAUCUAUAUAAACAUUUACAUAGAUAUAAAUAUUCUUCCAUCUACUUCUUCUAUCUACUUAUCGAUCUUAAAAUGUAUAUGGUUGAAAAAUGCAAUUAGCAAUCAAUUUUAAAUAUUUAGUCACUAAUCUAUAGCUGAUCUGAAAAAAAUUCAACUAAAUCGGUAUUUUAUUUUCUCGUCGAAUAAAAAUCUUAUCUUCUAGAUAUUACAACAGUGUAAUCUAUAAUCUCAAUAUACGUAUAAUAUUACGAUGUUAUAUGUUAUACGUUAUAUGUUAUACGAAAUUUCAUUAUUAUGUAUUCAAUAUACAUAAAUGUGAAAUGUGUUGAUAAACUAUAAUUAAAAAAAGCAGACACUUAAUACACGUUACAUUAUAAUUACAUAUAUAGAUAAAUUAAAUAUACAACAUUAAACGUAUACAUAUUAUACGUAUAUACAACACGAUAUAGGUAUGCAAUACAUUGAAUAUUAAUUUAUCUUUCAUGAAUAUUUAUUGAAAAAAAUAAGAAAUAUGAUAAAAUUCUAAAUAAAUUAUGUUUAUAUCAUGUGAAAUAUAAAUUAAAUUUAUAAAUAGCAAUUAUAUAUAAUUUCACAAUUAUUUUAUAUAUAAAAUUUUAUAUAAAUUCUUAUAUUGAAGAUUAUUUUAUCAAUCUGAAUAAAUAGUGUAAUAUCUUUUCUAAGAUUGUUAUUACUCUCACAUAAUUUGCUAAUACUAUGUAAAUAAUAAUUGUACAAAAUAAAAAAGCAACACUGCUAUUUUAUAUUAUUA
Molecule: messenger RNA, 1693 nt
Organism: Apis cerana (Asiatic honeybee)
Lineage: Eukaryota; Metazoa; Arthropoda; Insecta; Hymenoptera; Apidae
Product: myophilin
Biological process (GO): actomyosin structure organization; actin filament organization
Cellular component (GO): actin cytoskeleton
Molecular function (GO): actin filament binding
Source: RefSeq, a predicted model, not a curated record